This is a messenger RNA of Phycomyces blakesleeanus NRRL 1555(-), 396 nucleotides long. RefSeq lists its product as hypothetical. The record is from RefSeq and is a predicted model, not a curated record. NCBI's taxonomy places the organism in Eukaryota, Fungi, Mucoromycota, Mucoromycetes, Mucorales, Phycomycetaceae. The coding region runs from base 1 to 396 and encodes 131 amino acids. The transcript is spliced from 4 exons.
AUGCCUUCCCUGUCAUUAAGGGGGAACCUUUUAUUGAUAGUUUUUCUAGACCUUGCUUUCUAUGAUAUCUAUUUUCACUCAAAAACAUGCUCUAAUUUGCAAUCCAAGUGGUUUGACAUUAAAGUAAAAAUCCAAACCCAGUGUGAAAGCACCGACUAUUUUUGCUUCACAACCAAAAGAUUUUACGGUGAAUUUGGCCACAACUAUAAUUCAAUGCAAAAAAUCUCCAGAAGAUACAAGAGUAUCAUUGAUAAUGAACUGAAGGGUGUUAAAAACAUUACAAAUAUUAGAAAAGAGUACAGCCAGUGGAUUAAGUCAAAGGGGAAUACUAGAUAUUGGCUACAUAAGAUCGAAAAGGAGACUUUAUCAACCUUCCACAUUGAAGGUGCCGAAUAG